CCGCUCAAACCAACCGGUUCCUCGUUUGCCAUCGUCUUUUAUCUUUAAUCUAUACUCGCCCAUGGUCACUCUUUCGACCUCAUGACACGGAUCCUGGAUCCUCCCACCUUCUCUGAUAGUCCGUUCUUCUUCGACCGGAGGCAGCUGGCACAGCCCCAGAGAGAAGUACACCAUGUUCAGCCUCACUCGAAUCCUGUAGUAGCAUAUUACCACCCGAAAGGUGUGGGAAACUAUCACUAUGGAGAACGGCAUCCAAUGCGGCCCCAACGGCUAGAACUCACGAACCAGCUAGUCCUGGGUUAUGGCCUCGACAAGGCAAUGACAAUGCACAACCCGAGGCGAGCGACGGAUGAGGAGCUCGCCAACUUUCACGACUCUGAUUACAUUGCAUUCUUGAAGAGGGUCACGCCAAAAUCAGCUCAAUCAUUGACAGAGGAAGAGCAGAAAUAUAACGUUGGGGAUGACUGUCCCGUCUUUUUCGACGUCUUUGCAUUUUGCCAACAAUACACUGGAGCGUCUCUAGCGGCCGCUCGUAAGCUUACGAGUGGAUCUGCCGACAUUGCCAUCAAUUGGAGUGGAGGUCUCCAUCACGCCAAGAAGGGCGAGGCAAGUGGAUUUUGCUAUGUGAACGAUAUCGUCCUUGCGAUCUUGGAGCUACUGAGAUACCACGCACGCAUCCUAUACAUCGACAUUGAUAUACAUCACGGAGAUGGGGUUCAGGAGGCAUUUUACUCCUCAAAUCGUGUUCUCACAGUCUCGUUCCACAAAUACUCUGCCGACUUCUUCCCCGGGACAGGCAAUUUAUCAGAGAUCGGUUCUGACCUUGGCAAGUACUUUUCGCUCAACGUGCCUUUACAGGACGGCAUCGACGAUGAGUCCUACAUAUCGCUCUUCAAAGCUGUGAUGGAGCCAACAAUCAACACCUUUCGACCGUCUUCGAUAGUUCUUCAGUGCGGCGCUGAUUCCCUUGGAUGCGAUAGGAUAGGAUCCUUCAACCUCUCCAUUGCGGCUCAUGGCGAAUGUGUUCGAUUCAUCAAGUCAUUCAAUUUGCCCCUUUUGGUCUUGGGAGGAGGAGGCUAUCGCCAAUCCUCCGUCGCCAGAUGUUGGGCAUACGAGACUGGGGUGCUCGCCGGUGUAACUUUGCCCGACGAUGUGCCUGACAACCAAUAUUACGAAUUCUAUGGACCUGACUACAAACUCCAUCCGCCACUCACUGGACAAAUACAAAAUCUCAAUUCAAAACAGUCGUUGGAGAACAUCCGAGUGGUCAUACGCGAGAAGCUGAGAUAUCUAAACGGGGCACCUUCUGUGCAGAUGCAGGAAAUUCCGCCAGAUCUGUACGGCUUCCUGCAGUCCGAGGAUAGAUCUACAGAGGAGACGAAAGAGGAAAUGGGUGCUCAGGGCCUGGAGAUAAGAGACUAG
Kockovaella imperatae is the source of this 1422-nucleotide messenger RNA. RefSeq names its product putative histone deacetylase 3. NCBI's taxonomy places the organism in Eukaryota, Fungi, Basidiomycota, Tremellomycetes, Tremellales, Cuniculitremaceae. The transcript is spliced from 5 exons. Gene Ontology annotation, molecular function: histone deacetylase activity. The record is from RefSeq and is a predicted model, not a curated record. Bases 82 to 1422 code for a protein of 446 amino acids.